This is a messenger RNA of Phycomyces blakesleeanus NRRL 1555(-), 646 nucleotides long. RefSeq lists its product as hypothetical. NCBI's taxonomy places the organism in Eukaryota, Fungi, Mucoromycota, Mucoromycetes, Mucorales, Phycomycetaceae. Bases 14 to 469 code for a protein of 151 amino acids. Gene Ontology annotation, cellular component: ribosome; cytosolic small ribosomal subunit. The transcript is spliced from 3 exons. Gene Ontology annotation, biological process: translation. The record is from RefSeq and is a predicted model, not a curated record. Gene Ontology annotation, molecular function: structural constituent of ribosome.
UCCAUCACUGACAAUGUCUGAACAAACCGAGAAGGCUUUCCAGAAGCAGGCUGGUAUCUUCCAGAACUCCAAGAUCUCCGCCAAGCGCAACCAGCGUUGGUACAAGGAUGUCGGUCUUGGCUUCAAGACCCCCAAGGAGGCCAAGUCCGGUUCUUACAUUGAUAAGAAGUGCCCCUUCACUGGUGAGGUCAACGUCCAGGGUCGUAUCCUCAUCGGUGUCGUCGUCUCCACCAAGAUGAAGCGCACCAUCGUUGUCCGUCGUGAUUACCUCCACUACGUUCCCAAGUACAACCGUUACGAGAAGCGUCACAAGAACAUCUCUGCCCAUUUGUCCCCUGCUUUCGACCACGUUGAGAGCGGUGACAUCGUCACCAUUGGUCAGUGCCGUCCCCUCUCCAAGACUGUCCGUUUCAACGUCCUCAAGGUCCAGAAGGCCAAGAAGACCGGCAAGGCUUUCCAGAAGUUCUAAUUUCGCCUUUCUUGGUUGUUUAAACUAAAAAUAAUAAAAAAAACCUGCUUGGUGACUUGCUUCUCCAAUCGUAAUUGUGACUUUUAAAAAUAUUUUGAGUGUACUUCUUUGGUUUGCCUUAAAUGGGGAUUCUUUUUAAAUAAAUAAGGAAUUCCAAAUUGCUGGAAACUAUAGACG